AUGGUUUUAUCUGGAAGUGACAAACAAAUACUCACCGCUCUUGACAUAUACGUCGAGGCGCUUGAGUCCCCGAACUCAAGCCGGGAGUUGGUGGCGGCAAUUCGACCAGUCCUUCGGGACUGGAUCGAGUGCCCUGGCGCUCCCACCUACCACCUCACGCAGGUCCUCACCGGGCAUGGGUGCUUUGGUGAGUACUUGUUUAGGGUGGUCAGGAGGGAACCAACUGCGGAGUGCCACCAUUGUGUGAGCGGCAUAGUGGACACGGCACGACACACGCGCGAGGAGUGCCCCGCUUGGGCGGUCCCUCGCGCUGCCGUGUCCACAGUAAUAGGGGCGGACCUCUCGCUGCCGGCCAUGGUUAGGGCCAUGAGCGGCAGCGAGCAGGCCUGGAGAGUGGUCGCCACCUUCGCGGACAUAGUCAUGUCCGCGAAGGAAGCGGCGGAGAGGGAACGGGAAGACUCUGUCGACUCGCUCCCGAUUCGCCGCAGGCGACCAGGAAGGCGGCGACGGGCGCACUUGGUCGCGAUCGACCGAGCGCCGCCUUGA
Messenger RNA from Pectinophora gossypiella (pink bollworm), 546 nucleotides. RefSeq lists its product as uncharacterized. The coding region runs from base 1 to 546 and encodes 181 amino acids. The record is from RefSeq and is a predicted model, not a curated record. NCBI's taxonomy places the organism in Eukaryota, Metazoa, Arthropoda, Insecta, Lepidoptera, Gelechiidae. The transcript is spliced from 2 exons.